Molecule: messenger RNA, 410 nt
Organism: Cheilinus undulatus (humphead wrasse)
Lineage: Eukaryota; Metazoa; Chordata; Actinopteri; Labriformes; Labridae
Exons: 2
Coding region: 165-410 (81 amino acids)
Source: RefSeq, a predicted model, not a curated record
ACACACCUCCCAUCACAGGAAAAUCUAGAACCUUCAGAUGAGCGGUCCUUUGCUGACGCUGGUCAUAAAGAGGGAAUCAGAACCAAAACUGGCACGAUUAUCUUGUUUCACUAGGAUGUUUGUAGGAAUCCAGAUGAAUAUCCAUCACCAAUGUUGAUUUGUUCAUGAACUUUCUUUUUAAAGUCCCACCAGCCUCCAAACAAGUGAUCAAGGUGAGGCUGGUGAAGCAGAGCUCCUCUCUGGAUCUGAACGACCCUGCCGUGCUGGAGGACAUCCUGAAGGAGCUCAGACAGAAUCUGAGGGAUCAAGGGGUGACACAGGACGUCAGACUGAGCUGGAGGAAGCAGGCGGACGGAAAGGUGUUUCACAAAGAGAAGAAGAAGGAGAAGAAGAGAAAACCUGAGCUCUAG